Molecule: messenger RNA, 3727 nt
Organism: Diospyros lotus (date-plum)
Lineage: Eukaryota; Viridiplantae; Streptophyta; Magnoliopsida; Ericales; Ebenaceae
Product: lon protease homolog 1, mitochondrial-like
Exons: 20
Coding region: 140-3118 (992 amino acids)
Biological process (GO): protein quality control for misfolded or incompletely synthesized proteins; protein catabolic process; mitochondrion organization
Cellular component (GO): mitochondrial matrix
Molecular function (GO): ATP binding; ATP-dependent peptidase activity; single-stranded DNA binding
Source: RefSeq, a predicted model, not a curated record
AGGGUUUAGGGAGGGCUUUGGCUUCUGCUCACAAAAACCAUUUCUUUCUUCUUCCCCAAGCUCUCCAGCAAUGGCGGUUUCUCUCCGUCCACGGCUGUGAUUUUCAGCAAACAAGAGCUCCCCAUCCCUACCGUCUGUCAUGUUGAAGGCCUUAUCGUCCUCGUGUCUGCGAGGUCGAAUCCACGCCUCAACCACCCCCACCCCCUUAUCGCCGCAUCUCCGCCACGCGAACGAGUCGAACUCUCCAUUGCUCCGCGUCUUGUCCUCUCUCAAACGUUCUAACCCGAGGAACCAUAAUUUAUGCCACAGAUUGUUUUUCUGUUCUGAUUCGAAGGAUGGGUCCGAGCCAGUCGAGGCCGCGGCCGAGUCCAAGGGGGCUGAGGCCGAAGCCGAGGAAGCCGAGUCUAAUAAGUCCUCUUCGGCCAUUGUGCCAACAGUGUUCAGGCCCGAAGAUUAUCUCACGGUUUUGGCAUUGCCAUUGCCGCAUAGGCCAUUAUUUCCAGGAUUCUACAUGCCAAUAUAUGUGAAGGAUCCUAAAUUACUAGCAGCUUUAGUGGAAAGUCGAAAAAGACAAGCCCCUUAUGCUGGAGCUUUUCUUCUUAAAGAUGAGCCUGGUAAUGAUCCUACUGUAACGGCAGAUACAGACAAAAAUAUAUAUGAGCUCAAAGGAAAAGAUUUGUUUAACCGCCUCCAUGAAGUUGGUACACUAGCUCAGAUUACAAGCAUCCAAGGAGACCAGGUAGUACUUAUUGGUCAUAGACGACUUAAAAUCGCAGAAAUGGUCAGCGAGGAUCCUCUUACUGUGAAAGUUGAUCAUCUAAAGGAUAAGCCAUAUAAUAAAGAUGAUGAUGUUAUAAAGGCAACAUCAUUUGAGGUUAUAUCAACAUUGAGGGAUGUUUUGAAGACAAGCUCUCUUUGGAGAGAUCAUGUCCAAACCUACACUCAGCAUAUUGGCGAUUUCAAUUAUUCAAGGUUAGCAGAUUUUGGAGCCGCAAUAUCUGGUGCAAACAAAGUACAAUGCCAGGAAGUGGUUGAAGAGCUAGAUGUCUAUAAAAGAUUAAAACUUACUCUGGAAUUAGUGAAGAAGGAAAUGGAGAUCAGUAAGAUUCAGGAAUCAAUUGCAAAAGCAAUUGAAGAGAAAAUAAGUGGAGAACAACGCCGUUAUUUAUUGAACGAACAGAUGAAAGCUAUCAAGAAGGAAUUGGGAUUGGAGACCGAUGACAAAACAGCACUGUCUGCAAAAUUUAGGGAGCGAAUUGAGCCAAAAAGGGAGAGAUGUCCACCUCAUGUAAUGCAAGUGAUAGAGGAAGAACUGACAAAACUUCAAUUGCUAGAGGCCAGUUCAAGCGAAUUUAAUGUAACACGUAAUUAUCUUGAUUGGCUGACUGCGUUACCUUGGGGUGAUUACAGUGAUGAGAAUUUUGAUGUCAUUCGGGCACAAAAAAUUCUUGAUGAAGACCAUUAUGGGUUGGCAGAUGUGAAGGAAAGGAUAUUGGAAUUCAUAGCAGUGGGAAAACUUCGAGGAAUCUCACAAGGAAAGAUUAUUUGUCUCUCUGGCCCUCCUGGAGUGGGCAAAACUAGCAUUGGUCGUUCAAUUGCACGUGCAUUGAACCGUAAGUUCUACCGAUUUUCUGUUGGAGGAUUGUCUGAUGUUGCUGAAAUAAAGGGGCAUCGCCGAACCUAUAUUGGUGCAAUGCCAGGAAAGAUGGUGCAGUGCUUGAAAAAUGUUGGCACAGCGAAUCCUCUUGUCCUAAUUGAUGAGAUUGAUAAGUUGGGGAGGGGACAUACAGGGGACCCAGCAAGUGCAAUGUUGGAGCUCCUUGAUCCAGAGCAAAAUGCUAACUUUUUAGAUCACUAUCUUGAUGUUCCAAUUGACUUAUCAAAGGUUCUUUUUGUUUGUACUGCAAAUGUCGUGGAAAUGAUUCCUAAUCCUCUCUUGGACAGAAUGGAGGUUAUUGCUAUUGCUGGUUAUAUCACUGAUGAGAAAAUGCACAUUGCUAGAGAUUAUUUGGAGAAAUCUACUCGAGAAGCUUGUGGCAUAAAGCCAGAUCAGGUUGAGGUAACUGAUGCGGCUCUCCUUGCUUUAAUUGAAAAUUACUGCCGGGAAGCUGGUGUCCGGAAUCUUCAGAAGCAGAUUGAGAAGAUUUACCGCAAGAUUGCCCUGCAACUUGUACGGGAAAGAGAACAAAAUGAACCUCCAGUUGGAGGUCCAGAUGUGGGACCUAAUGAAGUAAAAGCAGACUCUGUCAGUGAAUCUGGUGAAACAAUGGUUGUAGCACAGGCUGAGGUCUUGACUGAACCAGUAGACAGUAGCAGUAUUGAAAUGGUGUCUGAGGCCUCAAUUGGAACAGCGAGUGUGCAGAAGGAUCUCUCAGCCAAUGAAAAGCAAGGCUCGGCGGAUCAACUUACUGGUCCAGAGGCCAACAAGGAAACUGACCAAAAAAGUGAAGUGAGUAAGACAGAUGAGAAAGUUUUGGUUGACACAUCAAAUUUGUCUGAUUUUGUUGGCAAACCUGUUUUCCAUGCUGAACGCAUAUAUGAUCAAACACCAGUUGGUGUUGUAAUGGGUCUUGCUUGGACUGCAAUGGGUGGUUCCACCCUCUACAUAGAGACCACUCAGGUUGAGCAAGGUGAAGGGAAAGGGGCUUUGCAUAUCACUGGUCAACUUGGAGACGUGAUGAAAGAAAGUGCCCAGAUUGCUCACACAGUUUCCAGAGCAAUAUUGCAUGAGAAACAGCCAGACAGUCCGUUCUUUGCUAAUUCCAAGCUUCACCUGCAUGUCCCUGCGGGAGCCACUCCAAAGGAUGGACCCAGUGCCGGUUGCACCAUGAUUACAUCGUUGCUGUCUCUUGCCACGAGGAAAGCUGUUAAGAAAGACCUAGCAAUGACGGGGGAAGUAACGUUAACUGGGAGAAUACUUCCUAUUGGUGGGGUUAAGGAGAAGACUAUAGCAGCAAAACGCAGUGGCGUGAAGACCAUCAUAUUUCCUUCAGCUAACAGAAGAGAUUUUGAUGAGCUUGCAUCCAAUGUGAAGGAGGGGCUUGAGGUUCACUUUGUAGAUGACUACAGUCAAAUAUUCGAUUUGGCUUUUAGUGAGGAUCAGCAUAUCGAAAAAUAAGGCACACUUUGCCAUCUGUUCCUGCAAUAUGAUCUACAAUUUUCUGGAUUCAGACGUCCAUCUUCUUCUCCAAGUGGCUGCCUAUAUUUAUAUAUAUAUAUAUAUAUAUGCUUCAAACCAACUUGUAAGCUGUUGUUCAGCACAAAUUUGUUUUUCUUCUUCUUGUUGGGGUGGGGGGGUGUUGGUUCAAUUCACUUGCUCUCAUUUUGUUUUUCUUUGUCCAGGCAAGUAGAGAGCAUCAGAGUCACUCAAAACAUGGUAUUCAAAUAGCGUAUUAAUUAGCUAAAGGUUACGUUAAGGUUGUUUGGUUCACUCACUUUGAUUUGAUUUGAAGGGAGGAUGGUCUGGGCCUGAUGGUGGUGGGAAGCACAUUACAGUGACUUCUUAAGGCAUAAAUAAUAUAGUUGACAGGGAACAUAUACUGUUUGUGAGCUGAGCUGAGGUGGCUGGCUGGCUGGCUGGAAAAGAAAUAGUUAUCUUUGUUGUAGUAAUGGCCGCCAAAUACAAUGUUAUUCCUUGUGAUUUGUACGAAAAUUACAUAACCACCCAUUUGUGAUUCAAAAUAAAAUUUGGCUCCUAAUUCUUUUGUGGCCUGGGUUAGAGUCUCAA